AUGCUUAGAAGCCUAUACGCUGACUCGAAAUCUUCAGUAGGUAGCAAUGAUCGCAAGAUCAAGCUUGAAAAUGCUACACAUCCAUGUCCACGCUGCAAGAAGCCAGAUACAGUUCAAUUGACUCGCUAUGAAAAUGAAUGGAUUGUAUUCAACCGAAGAGUCGCUCUGCCAAACAAUAUGAAUGUACGCUACGAAUGCAAUCAGUGCAAAUGGAAGAAUCAAAUUCUACCCGAAGGUGACCCCUCUGACAAACUGACUCCCUCAGAUGAUGAGGAUGUCGAUUAUCUCUCUGCUACAAACUACAUGUUUGUUGGACCAAAGACUUUGACUAAUCAAACUGCCUCUUCCUCCAAUUCCUCUAUUUCCUCCAAUUCCUCCAAUUCCUCCAAUCUCACAUCUAAACCUUAUUCAGCUUCACUUUAUCAGCCAUCCGCUAGUCGCUCUACUACAUCCUGGAAACAGAGAUCAUUAUUUAUGAAACGAGCUUCUUGCUCAACCUAG
Mucor velutinosus is the source of this 501-nucleotide messenger RNA. RefSeq lists its product as uncharacterized. Lineage: Eukaryota; Fungi; Mucoromycota; Mucoromycetes; Mucorales; Mucoraceae. Bases 1 to 501 code for a protein of 166 amino acids. The record is from RefSeq and is a predicted model, not a curated record. The transcript has a single exon.